This is a messenger RNA of Actinia tenebrosa (Australian red waratah sea anemone), 884 nucleotides long. RefSeq lists its product as uncharacterized. Lineage: Eukaryota; Metazoa; Cnidaria; Anthozoa; Actiniaria; Actiniidae. Gene Ontology annotation, biological process: negative regulation of protein ubiquitination; protein secretion. The record is from RefSeq and is a predicted model, not a curated record. Gene Ontology annotation, cellular component: apical part of cell.
AAACUACUGAAGYCAAGAGACAAAGAUAAUGGGUGUAUGCUCUGCGAUGCUUUCUUAUAUGAAUUUUAAGAUUAAUUAAUGGUUCCUUUUGGCGAAAGCACCACUAUGUCAUUGCUUCAGGUACAGGGAGUUGCUGUACGAAACAGAAGUUUUUCACUCACUCUUCUUCCAGCACUGCGCCACCUGAGUGCUGUUUGUGUUUCGUCUCCUAUGUACAGAACACCGACUAUAUCUCCCGUUUCCCGUAACAUACAAAGUUCUGAAAGACGCACAAGUUCAGUUUCGAGUCUCUCCAAAGAAACAAUGGUUUACGAAGAGCAAGAGUUCUGGCAACGACAAUCAAAACAAAAGCAUUGGCAGAACGAAAGUAAGCACGACAGCGUUCUGACCUCGGAUUCUCAACAAAUCUACGAAAAGUUUUCAUUAAAAAUGACGACAACUCCAGAAAAAAAACCGGAAUCUUCAUUAGAAACGAAAACGGAACAGUCACUCGAGUUUAGUUCCAGUCACAGUAGCAAUGGAGAUGUGCAAGCCUCAAGCUCUUCUGAAAGCAAAAAUCUUUCCAAAACCGUGAAGAACAAAAUAUCUCUUUCAAAAGCUAGUAAAUCUACCAAUAAAAGCAGAAAACUCUCAAGAAAAUCUUGCAAGAGAAGAAAUAGUGCCAAGUCGUCAAGAAAAGUACCAAGUGUAUUUGAAAGAUUAACAAACAGUACUUUCAAAAGUGAUUACCAUAGUGAUAGAGGUUGGUAUCUUAUUUGCCUGUAUGUUAGCCUGUGUGUAUAUCAUAAUUUAUGUUACAUUCCACAAUUUGUUUCAAAACUUGCUGCAGUUGUUGCUACCUUCAGUCUUCUGGUAAAGUUUCAGCUCAAUUUAUGGCUGUUUAA